This is a messenger RNA of Aspergillus oryzae RIB40, 759 nucleotides long. RefSeq lists its product as uncharacterized. Gene Ontology annotation, molecular function: carbohydrate:proton symporter activity. Gene Ontology annotation, cellular component: membrane. The record is from RefSeq and is a predicted model, not a curated record. Gene Ontology annotation, biological process: transmembrane transport; carbohydrate transport. The transcript has a single exon. Lineage: Eukaryota; Fungi; Ascomycota; Eurotiomycetes; Eurotiales; Aspergillaceae. The coding region runs from base 1 to 759 and encodes 252 amino acids.
AUGGAGAGGGAAGCUCGUUUUCUUAGAAAUGGUCAUGAACAUCCUUGGCUUUUCCGUGGUCAACUGGAUCAACUACGGUCUUUCAUUUGCCGGUGGUGCGGUGGCCUGGCGGUUUCCGAUCGCUUUACAGUUCAUGUUCAUCUUCGUUCUCUUUGCAACUGUCCCAUGGCUUCCCGAGUCGCCGAGGUACGUUGUCUGCCCUUGUUUAGACCUAUAGAUGUGUCUCCAAUCACUGACUUACUAUGUCACCCUAAACGCAGAUGGCUCAUGCAAAAAGGAUACGAAAAGGAAGCCAUCGAAAUCCUAUCAUGCAUUGAAGACAAGCCCAUCGACGACCCCUACGUUGUGGCACAGAAAAACGAAAUCGAAUACACGAUCUACUACGAAAGAGAGAAUGCCAUCCGAUGGCGCGACAUCCUUCUACGCAGAAAGACCGACAGCACAGAUUCCAAAAGCUUGCGACGACUGAUCCUUGGCGCUGGCACACAAUUCAUGCAACAAUUCGAAGGUAUCAAUAUAAUGUCUUACUAUCUGCCCAUUGUCCUCAUGAAAUUUGUGGGGCUUUCUGAUUCGAUGGUACGGCUUCUUACGGCAGUCAAUUCUGUCACCUAUCUUAUUUGCACCUGCUGUGCCGUAGGGCUGAUUGAGAGAAUGGGACGCCGCGGCUUGAUAAUGCUGUCUACCGCAGGCCAGUUCUUUGCUUUCCUGAUCAUUACGAUUCUGCUGCGUUAUGCGGAGGCCAAUGCUGGUACUGUCUAA